AUGGAUCUCGUGCAAAGAGGAAAUCUUCCUCAAGCAGUGAUGACAGCUCCAGUGAGGAAGAUGAAACACCCCCAGCCAAGAAACCAGAAAGUAACAAAACCAGCAGCGAAGCCAGCUGGAACCAAAAUCCAGCCUCAGAAGAAAGCAGAGAGCUCCAGCUCUGACUCGAGCAGCUCAGAUGAGUCAGCAGCACCAAAGAAACAGCCACCAAAACCGGUGACACCUAAAUCAGGAAGUAAAGCUGCCCAGGUGACUACCAAGCUGAUUAACGGAAAAGCAGCAAGCAGUAGCAGCAGUAGUGAAGAUUCUGAUGAGGAAAAGGCUGCCCCAAAGAAGGCUGUUCCCAAGAAAUCGCCUGUACUCAAACCUACAGCCACUCAAGCAUGUCCAGGCAAAACCAAACCUGCCGAGGAAAGUUCCAGUAGUGAGGACUCUUCUGACAGCUCAGAGGAUGAAAAGCCAGCUGCAAAACAAAAGCCAAAGUCUGGUCCAUACAGCGCUGUGCCACCUCCUCAAGCUACACAGCAAAAGAAAGGCCUUGCCAAGGCUCCUGCAAAAAAGGCUGAGAGUAGUGACUCCUCAGACAGCAGUGAUGAGGCAGAGCAGGUGCCCACAAAGGGAGGAGCAGGCAAAGCAGUGGUGGCUAAAACAAUUCCUGGUCCCAAAAACAAAGCUGUGACUGCCAAGAAGGCCGAAUCCAGUUCGGACAGUGACUCAGAUUCUAGCUCUGAGGAAGACAAGAAGGUAGAGAGUAAGCUCCCUGCUAAGCAGCCUCUGAUAAAGAAUCCUUCCAAACCAGCAAAGGUAGCUGCCAAGCCUGCACAAGCAAAGAAAGACUCCAGCUCCUCCUCGGACAGCUCAGAUUCUGACAGCUCUGAAAAUAAGGCCCCUGUGAAGCCCGCAACUAAAGCAGCACCCCCUGCAACUAAGAAGUCACAAUCUACCUCAAAGAAAGCACAAAAUAGCUCUGAUUCAGAUAGUAGCUCCAGCAGCUCUGAGGAUGAGAAGAAGAAGAAGGCCACUCCAGCUAAAUUAACUGGCAGAGCAGGCAAGCCGAUGCCCAAGUCUUGCACCCCAGCUCCCAAAGCGAGCUCGUCAGACUCUGAUAGCUCAAGCAGCGAGGAAGAGAAGAAGCCAACAGUGAAACCAGUCAGCAAAUCUGCAGGGACCACAAAAGCAACUGUGGGGAAGAAGGUGGCUGCUGCUAACAGUAGUAGCAGCUCAUCUGAUAGCUCCAGUGAAGCAGAUGAGAAGCCCAAAAAGGCAGGGAAAGGGGCACAGAACAGUUCUCAGACCACUGCUUCCACAGAGAAAUCAAAAGCUUCAUCCACAUCAGCAACAAAUAAUCUGAAGUCUAAACCAGCUGGUGGCAGCAGUAGCAGCAGUGAAAGCAGCUCUGAAGGAGAGACGGGAAAAGCAAAUGGAGGCAUGAUCAAGAAGAAACGGAAGAGGGAAGAUGUCCAGGAGCCGGAAACACCAGACAGUAAAAAGGCUAAGAUCAAAGCCAAAACACCACACACGUUUCCCAAGGUGAAACAGCCAGCUUCUCCAUUCCGACGAGUAAGAGAAGAAGAGAUUGAGCUGGAUGCCCGCGUUGCUGACAACUCGUUUGAUGCAAAGAGAGGAGCUGCUGGUGACUGGGGUGAGAAGGCUAACAAUAUCCUGAAAUUCACCAAAGGCAAAUCUUUUCGCCAUGAGAAGACGAAGAAAAAACGAGGCAGCUACCGUGGGGGCACUAUAUCAACUCAAGUCAACUCCAUCAAGUUUGAAAGUGACUGA
Messenger RNA from Struthio camelus australis, 1779 nucleotides. The record is from RefSeq and is a predicted model, not a curated record. Lineage: Eukaryota; Metazoa; Chordata; Aves; Struthioniformes; Struthionidae.